Molecule: messenger RNA, 2543 nt
Organism: Motacilla alba alba
Lineage: Eukaryota; Metazoa; Chordata; Aves; Passeriformes; Motacillidae
Gene: IFNGR2
Product: interferon gamma receptor 2
Exons: 7
Coding region: 138-1136 (332 amino acids)
Molecular function (GO): protein binding
Source: RefSeq, a predicted model, not a curated record
CGGUAGCGGGGGCGGUGACAAGGGCGGGGCGCUGGCCGCGGCCGUGCGGGGUCGGAGCGUGCGGCCGCCGCAGCCCAGCCCGGCCCGGCCCAGCCCGGCCCGGCCGCGCUCGGGGGCAGCCGCGGCCGAGCGGGGCCAUGCGGGGCCGGGCUCCGCUCCGCUGCCCCCCGCUCCUCCUGCUGCUGCUGCUGCUGCUGCUGGGCUCGGCGCGGGCCGCGGCCACAGAAACUUCUCCCCAUUUACCAGCCCCCAAAAAUGUGGAGGUUUAUUCCUACAACUUCCAGAGCUUGCUGAGGUGGUCUCCUGUUGCAGUGGAGAAUGGCUCGGUGUUAUACACAGCCCAGUACAGCACAGUCUCCUACCCCACCUGGAGCGGGAUGGGCUGUGCCCAGACCCCCCAGCCCUGGUGCUGGUUCCCCCCCGAGCUGCGGCGGCGGCGGCGCUGGACGAUCCUGCUGCGGGUCCGGGCCGAGCUGGGCACGCUGGCCUCGGCCUGGGCACACUGCCCUCCCUUCGUGGCACAGGCCAACACCACUCUGGGCCCCCCCAGGGUGAACAAUGUCAGUGCCAGCCCCAAAUCUCUGCUCGUCAGCGUCAGCCCCCCCUUCACCCCUGAGCCUGGGGACCUCCUGCAGUACCUGGUGUCCUACUGGGAGAACAGCACCAGUGCCACAGAAGAAAAGCUAAGUGAAAGCAAGACACUAUUCCAAAUUGGAAAUCUAAAGGAGUCAACACUUUAUUGCUUCAGCGUUCAAGUGCAGUUGAAGAUCUACUCAGGUCACCUGUUGGAAGGGCAGCAGAGUGCCCCAAAGUGUCACAGAACUGCCCUCAGUGAGGCCACCCGAGCUGGGUACAUCAUCCCCCUGUUUGUCCUGGCCUUAGUGGCUGUGAAUCUGGUGGCAGGUGCUUUGCUGUUCCUGUGGAAACGCCGCCAAAAAAUCAAACACUGGGCUCAGCCCCCUCUGGAAAUCCCAUCCCACUUCAAGGAGUUCCUGAGGGACCCUGGCUCGGCUGGCUGGGAGGAGCUGUACAGUCCUGCUGAGGAGGAGCCCCAGGCUCUCGUGCUUGGAGAGGGAAGUGGCCAGGAGGGUGAGGAUCCCUCACCCCAACACCUCCAGGGACAGGACAGCCACUGAAGGGCCAGCCCAGUGAGUGUCACCUGCCCAGGACUGUCCAGGCUGGCAGGACAGAGCCUGGGGGGUGCUCCAGGGGCAGGGCAGACCUGAACACAGAGCCUGGGAUCAAAGGAGAAUCCUAAACAGAGCCUGGGAUCACAGGAUAAGCCUGAACAUGAAUCUUUGGGCUCACAGAACCAUCCCUGGGAUCACAGGACAAUCUCUGGACCAUCCUGAACCCAGCCCUUGAUGCUCCAGGGGCCCCUGCCCAGCUCCCCCAGCUCCUCCCUCUGCACUGGGAAGGUGGAAGGUGGAAGGGGAAGGAAAGGAACACUAAAUUGCCUCCAGACAGGUGGAUGAAAGGGGUGAAUCCCCAGCCCGGCUUGGAGCAAUAACUGCACUUUAUUGCUGUGGGAUAAGCUGGGGUUUUCCAGGGAGUGAAGAGCUGCAGUGUGAAUUCCGUUUGUACUGGUUUGGUUCCUGCUGGCAGUAACACUCCCGUUACACCCGCCCCAGCCUGCUUUCCUGAUCCAUUUUAAGUGCAGGACAAGAGAAGAAGGAAUGUGUGGGUGCUUUCCUCGGGCUGAAGCUGUGCCAAGAGCCCCUCCCGGAGAGGUCUGCUCUUAUCUGCCUGCUGCCACCCUCUGGAGGCAUUAAUCUGCUGCUGCAGCCAGCCAGGGCCCUGCACCCCAAAGGACCUGAAAGGACCUCAGAGGACCUGAAAGGACUUUCACUCUGAGUUUUCCCAACAUUUAUCAGUCAGUGUCAGACACUAAAACCUCUUGCUGAGCAGCAGCAGAAGAGACGUUGACUGAGUUCUGGUUUUAGUGCCUUAAAGCAGAAGAGGCCAAGUUAAACCCACGUCACCCCCUGUGGGGUCUGGAGUGUCCAAUAAAGCACAAGGAACAACUGGACCUCUUCUGUACUAAAAGCAAUGGGGUUAUUGGAUUUUUUUUUCCCUGGGUUUGAUACAAAUUGUUUAAGAAGCAAUAAAAAAUGUGGGGUUUUUUUGCAAGUGCCUGGUUGGAGGGCCCUGGCAGAGCUGAGGUGCCCCUGUCCCAGCCUUUCCAGGAACAGCCCAGGCCAGCAGCUGCCAGAAGCUUCAGCAGGUGUUUCCUUGCAGAACAGAUUUUAUCCCUUGGGAUUGGACAGGCUGCUGCCAGGGCAGCUCCAGGAGAGCCUGACUCAUGCGGGAAUUGCCAGCUCAGCAGCAGCUCUGCUUUAACCACCCACCCUCUGAGCCUGGGCUGGGAGCAAAGGGGGACCCACAGCUCACAAAAAGGAGCCACCAAACUCAGCCAGAGGGCAGAAAUAGGGUUAAAAACCCCUGGGAAUAGCUGAGUGUACCCCUGAAUAAACCCUGGACUUGUGUCAGGGAGUGUGGUGGCAAAUAUUUUUACACAAUUAAAAAGCAUUUCCUGGGACUGA